Messenger RNA from Tupaia belangeri chinensis (Chinese tree shrew), 3832 nucleotides. It is a transcript of the gene RGSL1, whose product is annotated as regulator of G protein signaling like 1. The record is from RefSeq and is a predicted model, not a curated record. The transcript is spliced from 23 exons. Bases 38 to 3391 code for a protein of 1117 amino acids. Lineage: Eukaryota; Metazoa; Chordata; Mammalia; Scandentia; Tupaiidae.
UGAUUAGCUAAUUCUACUCCUAACCAAUCACAGUAGCAUGAAGAGCAAUGGCAACAUGAACAACGCUGAGAUAAUCGGUUCUACAAAUCUUAUCAUUCUGCUGGAGGAUGAAAUCUUCGCUGAUUUUUUCAACACAUUUCUGUCACUCCCGGUCUUCGGUCAGACACCAAUUUACACUGUUGAAAAUUCACAAUGGAGCUUAUGGCCAGAAAUACCUUAUAACUUGAUUUCGAAAUAUAAAGGAUUAUUGACUUGGUUGGAAAAAUACCGGUUACCUUUUUUUUGUAAAACAAACUUGUGUUUCCAUUACAUUCUCUGUCAGGAGCUCAUCAGUUUCAUUAGGUCCCCAGAAGGAGCCAAAAUGAUGAGAUGGAAAAAGGCAGACCAGUGGCUACUCGAGAAAUGCAUUGGUGGGGUCAGAGGAAUGUGGCGCUUCUGUUCCUACCUCAACAGCAGUGCAGGUGAAGAGUUGCUGGAUUUCUGGAUCCUUACUGAGAAGAUCCUGAGCAUAGAUGAGAUGAACCUGGAAGUGAGAGACUACUACCUGUCUCUGUUGCUCAUGCUGAAGGCCACCCACCUACAGGAGGGCUCCAGGGUCGUCACUCUCUGCAACAUGAACAUCAAGUCCCUCCUGAACCUCUCCAUCUGGCAUCCCAACCAGUCAACCACCAGGAGGGAGCUCCUGAGCCACAUGCAGAAAGUGGCCCUAUUUAAACUCCAGAGCUAUUGGCUCCCUAACUUUUACACCCACGCCAAGGUGGCCAUGGCCAAAGAGGAAGCAUGCCAAGGUCUGAUGCAGGAAUACGAGACCCGCCAGUACAGUAUUUGCUGCACACAUGUGGGAGGACUCCCUCUAAACAUGAGCAUCAAGAAGGGCUGCCACUCACAGAAGCAGUACUCGAGCAAGAAGGCCAAGAGAAAAAUGUGGCAACUGGUAGAUCCUGGCUUUUGGUCCUUGGAAAUGGACUCCAAGUCAGAUACUAUGACUGUUGCCCCUCAGGAGAUGUGUUCUCCGGAAAAUGUGGUUGUCCAAAUGUCUUCCCUGAACGCAGAUUCUUCAAAGGAGGGGAUAACUAGUUCCGUUGAAAAGGAUACUCAGUGCGCUGGGAAGUCUAGCAUGAAGAAAGUCAACAGCCAGCUCUACAUGGAGGGCCUCUUCAAGACAAAUUUCUCUUCCCAGCUGAGGGCUACCACCCCCAUCAUCAAUCAUUCCUCCCAGGUAACAGUCAAGAAGGUCAUCAAGCAAAGUUUCUCCCUGGGGUACACCUACUGGGCCUUGUGUGCUGAUGUCUGUGCUGGAAGUCCUUUCCGAAAACACCUUAAAAAGCUAAAUUUGAAAGUGGAGACCCAACUUUUGGAACUCUGGCAGGAUCUGCAUCAUUUCCUCAGUGUCCUGAUGAGUAAUAGGAAGAAUGGGAAUGCUGUCUUUCGUCACAUGCUGGGUGAAAGAAUCUGUGAGCUCUACCUGAAUGAGCAGAUUGGUCCAUCCUUACCGCUCAAAUCCCAAACCAUUCAGGGGCUGAAGGAACAGCUGCCUUCUGGAGAUGUGAACCCUUGGAUUCCCAAAGCCCAGAAGGAGAUCUGCAAGGUGCUCAGACCUUGGUAUGAUGGAUUCCUGGAUGAAGAGGACUACUGGUUUCUCGUUUUUACAACUCAGACCAGAUUCAUCCGUGGCAAGAGGCAUAAAACAGAAACUCUGAGCAAAGAAGACAACUUCCUUCUUUAUAAGAGGAUUCAGGAAUCCCUGAAGUUAAGCCAAGCUUUAGCUAACAUGGAAGAAAUGGAUUCUAUGCAAUGGCAAAAAAUAGCUACUGAGGACCUGAGACAAGGUGGGUCUCUCCAGAUAGAGCUGAAGUCUCCAGUGUUUUUGGCAGACGUAAACAAAAUGACCUUUGAUGAACUCUGCUGUAAAAAUCCAAAGAUGGCCAUAGAGAGGAUCAGUGAUGACUACAAAAUAUAUUGUGAAAAAGCACCUCACACAGAUAUUCCAGUGGAAAUUAUCAGGGAACCAAGGGCAGUUGCACCUUCAUACAGGAAAGCAUCCUUAUACAGAAGAUUUGUUACAAGAAAGCCUUCUAUGAGACCCAGAAAUUUGACAGAAGUCCUCCUAAAUACACAUCACUUGGAAUUCUUCAGGGAGUUUCUCCGAGAACGGAAGUCUGAAAGCCCAUUGCAAUUCCUGGUAGCCAUUCAGAAGAUUUCUAUGGAAACUAAUGAAGAUGUUUACAAGUCUCUCAUAGAAAAUGUAAUCAAGACUUUCUUCCAUGGCAAGCUGCCUCCUGAAGAAAUACUGCAAUGUGAUGCUCCUAUUAUCAGUGAAAUCACUCAAAUGCAUCAAGUCAGCACAACCUCAUUGUUAAUGCUUCAGAGCCAUGUUAUGAAAUCUCUCGAAGAAAAGUGGUUUAAAGCUUACCAAGAGUUAUUCCCGCGUCGUCCUCAGGAGGUAGAAACUGACGUACAGGUUUCACCUAGAAAACCCUCAAAGACAGUAACAACUCACCUACCUGAGUUCCAGAAGAGAAGCUGGAUGAAAAUGAUCAAUUUUAUCAAGAGCUUUUGCAAGUAUCGCAGAUAUAUGGCGGAUCCUAAAAAGCGUCAGGAAUUUACAGAGUAUCUUCAGCUGGAAAUGCACAAUAACAAAGAAAAUUUCUCCUCAUCACCCAACGUAUCAGGACGUCCAACCUUACCAUCCACAAACGUCCGGAGUGCCGAACAAGAAAAUGGAGAUGUAACCCUUAUGAAGCGCCGUAUACUUGGCCAUAGAAUCAUCACAGUCAACUUUGUGAUCAAUGAUUUAUAUUUCUUUUCUGAAAUGGAAAAAUUUAACGAUUUGGUGAGUUCAGCUCACAUGCUGCAGGCCAAUCGGGCAUACAAUGAGAAUGAUGUGAUCCUCAUGAGGGCCAAACUUAACGUUAUCCUAAAGCUCUUCCUGAAUUCCGACAUCCCUCCAAAGCUGAGGGUGAAUAUCCCUGAGUCCCAGAAGGAAGCCAUCAUUGGUAUGAUUAUGGAAGGCCAUCUGGAUCGCGGCAUCUUCCACACGGCUGUCAUGUCUCUCUUCCCUGUCAUUAUGUACUUCUGGAAAAGGUUUUGUGCUUGGAAGGCAAUCCGCUAUUACUUACAGUACAGGGGGAAGAAGUUCAAGGAAAGAAAAAGUCCUCCUAAAAUUCCAUACAAGUACCCUCCUUGGAGUGGAGGAGACCACGCCGUCCUAAGGUUCACCUUGCUCAGAGGUAUUGAGUGGCUGCGGCCCCAACAGCGGGAAAUAAUAACAAGUCCAGCCGAAAAUUCCUCAUCUGACAACCUUCUCCAGCCAAAAUUUGAGCCUUCUGCCAUGCAGGUGUAUCCUGUCCAUGGAAAAAAAAUAUCCAACACCAAAAAGGAGAUGAAAUAACCAAGUCAGGAUCCCAAAAGAAGCAAAUCCUCCCUCAGAAGCCUUCUAACACUGACAAAAACUCUUCUGGACAGAAAUGAAAUGCCUUGACACCAUCUGUCGCUAGAAAGAUCAAGAAGGGGAAUGAGAUGACAGCCCAGAUAUGGUUGGACCAGACUGCAGUAGCAGGUGUCUGGACUGAACACUGCCAACUUACGUGAUACAGUGGUGCUCCAGUACCCCCAGCUCUAAUAAAUACAAACGAGAGAAUCACACUUAGAUGCUUCUUGGUCUGACUCAAGAUCUACCAGAGUGUGUUUGUGGUGGAGGACUCCAGUCCAGGAGCAGAGAAGAAUUCAUCUGCCAGGCCAGAGACAAAGUAGACUUUGUAAUGAGAUAAUGCAGACACCCAAGGUCAUACUGACCUCUAUAUGACAUCACCAUUGAAAUAUAUACUAGGAA